UAUCCACAUUCCAUGGCAAAGGAUCAAGUUACUAUCUUUAGUUUUCGCCGGCUCUGCUGUAUCAUUUUAUUGUUCUCUUCAUUCUCUUUCAUAUCAUUCCUCUAUUGGUGCCAUGGCUAUAUUUUAUACCAGAAAAUGGAUCAGAAGCAAAUCCAACCGAUUAACCUCCUUACAUACUCUUCUGCGUGGAAUUAUCUCUCUUUCCCCUCAAGUUCACCACCGAAGCUUCUAAAGAUCGCACUCUUUGUCAAGAAAUGGCCUCAUAGAUCUCACGCAGGGGGGCUCGAAAGACAUGCAUUGACUCUGCAUCUAAGACUUGCCAAACGAGGUCAUGAGCUUCACAUCUUCACAACUUCCCCUCCGAAUUCUUCCUUCCCAAGAUACCCAAUAGGCAACUUACAUUUUCAUCUAUCAAAACCAACAGCUGGAGGGUAUUUGGACCAAGCUUCAGUCUGGAAGCUCUUUCAAACUCAAAACUCAACGGGAAGGCCUUUCGAUGUUAUACACACUGAAAGUGUUGGCCUCUUGCAUACUCGAUCUCGUAAUCUAACCAACCUGGCGGUUUCUUGGCAUGGGAUUGCCUACGAAACCAUUCAUUCGGACAUCAUUCAAGAACUUCUACGGAGCCCUGAAGAACCACAGGCAUAUGCUUUGACAGAGAGAAUUUUUAAGGUUAUUGAAGAGGUGAAGUUCUUCCCGUUUUAUGCUCACCAUGUUGCUACCAGUGACCAUGCUGGAGACAUCCUGAAGAGGAUUUACAUGAUUCCAGAAGACAGAGUUCACAUUAUUCUUAAUGGCGUAGACGAGGAAAUUUUCAAACCAGAUGUUGCCAAGGGGAAGAAUUUCAAGCAGAAGUUUGGCGUACCUGAAACCAGGACAAUGGUUUUGGGAAUGGCUGGGAGGUUGGUGAAAGAUAAAGGGCAUCCAUUAAUGUUUGAGGCUUUGAAACAAUUAUGCACGGAAAGAGUCCUUGUUCUGGUAGCAGGAGAUGGUCCUUGGGCUGCUAGAUACAGAGACUUGGGAUCUAAUGUAUUUGUUUUGGGGCCACUGGAACAAGCUCAAUUGGCAGCUUUCUACAACGCAAUAGAUAUCUUUGUCAACCCAACUCUUCGAGCACAGGGUUUGGAUCACACUCUAUUAGAAGCUAUUCUAUCCGGCAAGCCAGUAAUGGCCACGAGGGUUGCUAGCAUUGCAGGAUCUGUUAUUGUUGGCCCUGAAAUGGGUUAUACAUUCUCACCAACGGUAGGUUCGUUAAAGAAGGCCCUGUCUAUUGUUCUUUAUGAUGGCCGAGAAGCUUUGGAAGAGAAAGGUCAGACAGCUAGGCGCAGAGGUUUGCAAUUAUUCACAGCCACCAAGAUGGCAGCUGCUUACGAAAGGCUUUUCCUUUGCGUAUCAGAUGGUGAUGGCAAUGUGGACAAUUACUGCCGUUACCAAGAUUCAUCCAAGUAAAAUAUUAUUUCUUUCUCAAAAUUUUGAUUUCUAAGGGUUGGCUACCAUUUCAACUUUUGAAUGGUGUGCUUUCAAUUGCUGUCUAAUGUGGCUACGCAAUUUUGCAGCACUUGACAAAGCCUAGGGAAUUGCUUUAACCUGGAUUUUUGAGGAUUCGCUGUAGAAAAUCAGAGAUUUAGAAGUUUUUUUUUUUUUUUUUUGGUAAUAAAUAAAUGCGAGCUUAAACUUGGAAACAUUUUUUGACCAUUUUCUGUUUAUUUAAUUGAUUGCUCUCUGGGUGAAUUUUUCGUUAGGUGUGUCUUCUACACUUUUGUUUUCUCUGCAUAUCCUCUAAUCGUGCCACUUUUGAUUUAGUUCUAGGAAAAUUUUUCUUCUUCAGGAAAUUCCUAAUAAAGUAUAAUAUUGUGCAUUUCAAACCUCUCAUGUAUAUG
This is a messenger RNA of Morus notabilis, 1880 nucleotides long. RefSeq lists its product as uncharacterized. NCBI's taxonomy places the organism in Eukaryota, Viridiplantae, Streptophyta, Magnoliopsida, Rosales, Moraceae. The record is from RefSeq and is a predicted model, not a curated record.